UCAGGUCGGCUCAUUUUCAGGAAGUCGGUCUAAGUCGCUUGAUGGAAAAGGGUACGAAAACGGUCGCCGAGCUCAUUACGUCCCUCAGAAAUCUCCGUCUUGCUCUGGAAUCCCUCGUCAGUGAACAAAACGACCUACGAAAAUACUUUCGUGAUUCUUUCUCUUUACCAUUGAAGAAAACUAAGCCUCCAAGUCUAGUCAGCUUGUGCCUUGGAAUUCUUGGUCAAAAUUUGGAGGAUAUCAUUGCUGAUAUUUCAAAGAUAGCAGCAGUAUUUCCAUCAGAUAUCAAGUUGGCCUUGGUUGCUAUUGCAAGGAGGAGACAGUUACUGAAUGAUGAUCUUCUUGUCGCAUUAGCUGAAGUUUCAUGGAAGAUUCUAGAUAUAUAUGGAUCAAAUGUCACUGAUUAUGGUCUGAAAAAAGUUGUAGAGAUUUGCACUAAUCUGCAGGCUGUCGAUAUUAGUCAUUGCGACAAGAUAACUGCUACCGGUGUGUCAGGCCUCAUUUGUCACAGCCAAUCUUUGGAAAUCUUGAGAUGGGGGGGGUCUCCCAGCAGUGAUUCUACUGCCUUUAGAUGUGUUGGUAUCUUGAAACCUAAAUUGAACAAUGUGGAGGAAGAAUCAUGGGAGGAGCUUGAAAAUGCUGACAUCGGAAGUGGUGCCCCAUCACUACGCUGGCUCGUAUGGCCAAACAUAGAUGAGGUUUCAAAGGCAAUAAUGGCUGCUGAAUGCCCCCAAAUCAUUGUAAACCCACCCUUUGGCUUCCCAGAAGUUCCAAAUGAAGCUCUGGACUUUGUAGCUCUGGACUAUUCUAUCAUUGAUGCCAUUGAUCCCAAAACCUGGGAUGUUUCAGGCACUGCUAGAGGUAGUGCACCGAAGCUGACUGUUUCCAAUGAGACAUCUGAAUUGUCUAUAGCUGAUUUUUUAGAGGGGCGUGCGACGUUGGUUCCUAAACAAGCAAUAUAUGCGAGGCAAAACAAGCGGCGAGCAAAGAGGGAGCACUUAAUGAGUAGUUCUAGCCCAAAGUCCAUCAUGCGUGCCUCCCAAGCUAGCAAAUUCUUGCAUCAUAGGAGGUGAUUGCAGUCAUGUUUUGCACGUUGAAACUUGUAUGUUUUCCUUCAGUACAAGAUUGUGAUGUACACAUUGUAAUUACUCUGAGACUUUUUUUUAUCAUGUUCACGGCAAAAUAUUUCGUA
Zingiber officinale is the source of this 1192-nucleotide messenger RNA. RefSeq lists its product as uncharacterized. Bases 42 to 1073 code for a protein of 343 amino acids. The record is from RefSeq and is a predicted model, not a curated record. The transcript is spliced from 7 exons. NCBI's taxonomy places the organism in Eukaryota, Viridiplantae, Streptophyta, Magnoliopsida, Zingiberales, Zingiberaceae.